UUAAUUGACAAAUCUAUUAUCUUCUUUAAGGUCAGACAUGAGGCUCUGCUUCCUUAUUCUGCUCUGCCUGGCAGCAGCCCUGUCAUCCGCCUUUGUGAUUUCACCUCCACACAUGUGGACCAAACUGAUCCUGACCCACCACUGGCCCACCACCUUCUGUAGUAUGGAACACCCAGCAUGUCAUCCCAACAUUAGCUACUGGACACUACAUGGACUCUGGCCAGAUAAAGGGAUUGACUGCAAUUCAUCGUGGCAUUUCAACUCUUCUCAAAUAGAGGACCUGCUUCCAGACAUGAAGACGAGUUGGCCUGACUUGCUUAACCCCUUGUCUGCUUCUUUCUGGAAGUAUGAGUGGCACAAACAUGGUACAUGUGCAGCCAAAGCACCUUCUCUGAAUAGUCAACAUAAAUACUUCAGUAAGGCACUGGAACUAUACCAUAAAGUGGAUUUGGACAGCAUCCUGAAGAAGUUUGACAUCACCCCUUCAGAAAAAUACUACAAGCUUUCACAAAUUGAAGGAGUCAUAGAGAACUUCUACAGCGUCAAACCUAAGAUCCAAUGUGUCCAUCCAUCAAAGAAUGCUGAUUUCCAGAUUUUGGGGCAGAUUGAGAUCUGUUUCAACCCCGACUUCACCCUCCUGGACUGUGAGAAACAGUUUACAAUGGAGACAACAUCUAAGGGAGACUGGGACAAUCCCGUUGCGGUUGACAAGGCAUCUGGGUUCAGUGUGUGUGACCAUGAUAUGCCAGUUUACUACCCACCUCUUCCAUAAAACGCAUACAUGUGCAAACUGAAACGCAGAAGCGCACUACGACCUUACUUAUACACACACAAAGAAAACAUACAAACAAAUUAACUGUACUGUGAUUUAACAUGUGCGCACAUACUGACAAACUAUAAUUCUAUUUUUCUCAGGCUUCACAAUGAACAUCAUAACUGCAAUGAUAAUGUAUGUCAAAAAUACCCUUACACAAUCUGUGCAGUCUGAAAACAUUUUUUAACUGCAUUGAAAUUCUGUCUGUGACAGGUACUUGAAAAAGAUCUCCUGUGCAAGGUUAUUUUUAUAUCCUACAAAAACCAGGACACACACUCAACCACUACUUAGUGCUUUAAUGGAAUUAUGUCCCUUCCUGACCCUCACUAUUAGAUGAAUCCGAUAUAGAGCACAGCAUGUUUCUUUUUUCUUCAGCUCAGGUCAGGUCAGGUCAGGCUGGCGGGCCGGCAGAUGGACACUUUGUACAUUGUUGGCAAAUGAGUGGAGCCUUACGUCAGAUUUGCAGGUGACUCUUACUUAAUGUUAUUGGUUGUGUAGAUGUCAAAACAUAUAUUGUGACAGCUGGCCAUAUUUUAUACCACAUUUACGUGCCACCUAUUAAGUGCCAUCUCUUUUUUUGCGGGGUGAUCAUAUUUUUCCUUAUUAAAUAAAUGCUUCUUCCACAUUAUAA
This is a messenger RNA of Perca fluviatilis (European perch), 1445 nucleotides long. RefSeq names its product ribonuclease T2 (gene rnaset2). The coding region runs from base 38 to 772 and encodes 244 amino acids. Lineage: Eukaryota; Metazoa; Chordata; Actinopteri; Perciformes; Percidae. The transcript has 9 exons. Gene Ontology annotation, cellular component: extracellular region. Gene Ontology annotation, biological process: RNA catabolic process. Gene Ontology annotation, molecular function: RNA binding; ribonuclease T2 activity. The record is from RefSeq and is a predicted model, not a curated record.